AUGGUUAAACAAGUUGAGGACAAAGGGGACGGGACAGGACUGGACGGGACGGGGCAGGGCGCGGCUGUGCGCGAGAAAUAUAUUAUAUACGUUGGAGGUCUGACUAGUACAUAUGCUGGUCUAGUAUUUCUAAGUUCAUUUUUUGUUCUCGCGAUUCCGGAGCACAGAUGCGCGUUGCCAGGUUGGGAGAACGACACAUAUGCCAUCCAGUCUCCAGCCCACCUGGCAGCUGUAAACCAGACCAUUCCCACCACCGACGACAAACACCAGUAUGACCAAUGCAACUUUUGGGUCACCGACGCCGACGGAAAUGAGCACAAAGAACAAUGUAGCCAGUGGGUUUAUGACAAGUCUGUAUUCACGUCCACUCUCGCGGCCGACCUUGACAUGGUGUGUGGGCGUGCUAUUAUGAAGUCGAACGCCCAGAUGAUCUUCUUCUUUGGUCUUCUUGCUGGCUCUUUCCUCACUGGUCUCGCCUCCGACAGAUUCGGCCGGAAACUGACGAUGAUGCUGUCCACCACGGUUUACGUGCUAGCAGCGACUGUGAUCGCGUGGACGCCAGGCUACGUCGUUUAUGUUCUACUUACGUUCGCCGUUGGCUUCUGUGCCGUUGGAAACUUCAUGCCCGCUUUUGUUAUCGGGAUGGAAUUUGUGGGUCCACCGUACCGGAAGGUGGCGGGAAUUGUGAGCGGCUUCCACUGGGUUGCCGGAAAUGUGAUCUUGGCCGGGCUUGGCUACCUCAUCCGGGACUGGAAAACACUGCAGCUGGCUUGUGCCCUUCCCGGAGUGUUAUUUCAACUCUGGUGGAAAUUCUACCCCGAGUCUCCCCGCUGGUUAUACACUCGCGGCCGCCUGUCGGAGUGCGAGUCCAUCAUCCGGUCCGCCGCAAAAUGGAACAAGAGGGAACUUCCUGCAGGCUUCUUCGGAAAAGUGUUCCAGGAAACACCGACAAUGACCAGUGAACGCAUAUGGCAUCUUUUCACCAACAGAACCCUUUGCAUUCGAACGCUUACUGUCUUCUUUUGCUGGUUUGCAGUGUGUCUGUCAUACUACGGACUCGCCCUCAAUAGUGGUGACAUUGGUGGAGACAUGUUUCUCAACUUCUUCCUGCAAGCACUCAUGGACCUUCCGGCUACUGCUAUCACGCUCGUGCUCCUGGAUCGCACCGGAAGGAAGCCUCUCCAGGUCGCCAGUUUCUUUAUCGGCGGCACGGGGUGUCUGGCAACCAUGUUUACAAUCGUGUAUGGGAAGGAAGCAUACCAGACGGCAACAACUGUACUGGCAAUGCUUGGUAAGGUCGGGGCGUCGAUGGGGUUCUCCAUGGUGUACGUUUACUCGGCGGAACUCUUUCCGACGGUGGUCCGUAACGCAGGCAUGGGAUCUUGCUCCGCAGUGGCUCGAGUCGGGGGCAUGUUAGCACCGCUCAUAGCUGAUCUGGACCGGUUAGUUGGCGGGAGUUUCGGACAAGCCCUCCCUCAGCUUGUGUUCGGAAGUCUAACUCUCGUGGCGGGCUUUUUAACGCUAUUUCUACCGGAGACAUGUAACCGCCGGCUCCCGGAAACCAUCGAGGAGGCAAUCACCUUUGGAAAUAAACCAGACGACACGGUCGAAACGGGAGUCGACAUAUCAGUGUCAGAAAAAGAGAAGGAGGUGUAUGAAAACAAAGCGUUUGAGGAUUCCAGCCUCAAUACUAAGCUAUGA
Molecule: messenger RNA, 1701 nt
Organism: Mya arenaria
Lineage: Eukaryota; Metazoa; Mollusca; Bivalvia; Myida; Myidae
Product: organic cation transporter protein-like
Exons: 11
Coding region: 1-1701 (566 amino acids)
Biological process (GO): transmembrane transport
Cellular component (GO): membrane
Molecular function (GO): transmembrane transporter activity
Source: RefSeq, a predicted model, not a curated record